Exophiala viscosa is the source of this 2503-nucleotide messenger RNA. RefSeq lists its product as uncharacterized. Gene Ontology annotation, biological process: DNA-templated transcription; regulation of DNA-templated transcription. The transcript has 2 exons. Gene Ontology annotation, molecular function: DNA binding; DNA-binding transcription factor activity, RNA polymerase II-specific; zinc ion binding. NCBI's taxonomy places the organism in Eukaryota, Fungi, Ascomycota, Eurotiomycetes, Chaetothyriales, Herpotrichiellaceae. The record is from RefSeq and is a predicted model, not a curated record. The coding region runs from base 140 to 2212 and encodes 690 amino acids.
AUUAUCACCGUUCAGGAAUCGAAAGGUUGAUGGAUUGCCGAACAGUCGGUCGAUCACUGAGGUUACGAAGUGAGGCGCACAACAUCCAAGACAGUCAGAAUCCUUCAUCUCUUCCGAUACGACCAUUGUUGUGCUCGACAUGCCGGCAGGAGUGUCACCGCCCCCAACGAACCCCUUAAAAAGACCUCGACCUCGACAGGAUCCAGUCUCUUGUGAAUUUUGUCGCUCGAAGAAAUUGAAAUGCGAUCGCCAACAGCCUUGUUCGAAUUGUGCCACGAGAGGACUGUCAUGUAAUGGUCAGUCUAUACGUUCGCCGCGCCACAUCCGGCCAUCUUCGAAUGAUGAUAGUGCCUCUGUCCUGGCUCGGCUGAAGCGGCUUGAGGAUAUCGUUAUCGGUCCCUCCACACAGGGCAGUCCUGCCCUUGUGGGACUGAAGCAAAGUCCACAGCUGGCAUACCUCUCACCAGCGUCAGAAUACGAAGAGGCGGUCCACACCCUGGAAGAGAGUGGCACCAGCAAGGAGAAUUGGUUGUCUCAUGCUUCCGAAAAAAUCGGAUUCCGGACGUCACCAGCACAUGACAUUGUCCAUGCGAACGGCCCAAACGUAUCUCAUUUGCCAUCAUCGCUGAAAUCAGUCUUGCUUCCACCCAAAGAUGAAGCCUCUAUAUUGAUGGAUUUUUACUUCGAUUACCUCAGUGGCCUUCAGCAUGUUCUGUGCGAGCAUACAGUUCGUCGUAUCAAGGAAACACUAUACUCGAAUCUGGAGCAAGGGCUUCCUGUCGUACACAGUCAUGCUGCGCUCCUGCUAAUCAUCUUUGCGUGCUCUACAGCCCUAUGCUCAUACCACACCGGGGAGAUGAGUCGCUUGUACUCCCUAGCAGUCGCCUCCCAAGUCUCAUUGGUCUGGGUCAAAGGAGCGCUCGACGUGCUGGACCACGCUCGUCGUACCACCGAGGGAUCCAUAGAGGACAUUCAAGCAUUUAUCUUGAUGACGUUUUUCCUCUAUCACCUUGAAGGCUUGUCUACUCGAGCGCGCCGCGCCUUUGCAGCCGCAAUCGUUACGGCUCGCGAACUAGGCCUCCACAAGCUCGACGCUGUUGCUAGCUCGAGACAUGCAGACCCCGCGGAGAUUGAGAUCAAGCGUCGAGUUUGGUGGCACCUAGUUGCUACUGAUUGGUUCGUUGCCCUCAGUGGAGGGUUUCAAGAAGGCACAUAUUUUAUCCAUCCGCGACAAUUCCGGGUCAACAUGUUGCGCAACGUCAACGACAAAGAUCUAAAUCAGAUGCCAUUGGUAGAUUUGCCUCUAUCGCAGCCAACCACAAUGUCGUAUUACAUUCAACGAAUCAAGCUCGGCAGCCUCUGCCGCAGUGUCGUGGAUGUGAUGCCCCUGUCGGGCAUCGACCUGGCCACUCUGGACUACCAAGAAGUCAUUCAGCUGGACAGUAAAUUUCAGGCUUUCUUCGACGAACUUCCAAUCUUCCUGAGGACAGAUGAACACAGCCGUCGCCAGUCAGAACACAUUGUGCGGCAGUAUCCACACAUCAGCACGCAACGUUACAUGUUGAACAUGGUGGCCAGGACGAGACGUUGCAAGGCGCACCAACCCUUCCUCAUCCGUCGCGCCGUCGAGAGCCAUUACGCCUUUUCACGGGACAUUUCUUUGGAGUCAGCGCGUUGUGUGAUCCGGCUUAUGCGAUCAUUCCAAAGAGAGAUAGAUACUGUCUUCUCUGGCAAUGUCAAACUUGUCAGAAUGACGUGCGUGGUACAUCAUGUCUUUAUGGCCACGAUUGUCCUUGUCAUGGACUUGUGUAUCAACAAAAGCGAAGACGACACCGAGCGCAAAGCAGAAGUUAUGGAGGCUUGCAACAUAAUGGAAGAAACAGCAUGUCAGUCGCCCCUGGCAAGAGGAUUCGUCAAUUCCCUCAUGGACGUGCUUCGGAAGCAUAAGGUGCGCUUACACAACCUCACUGGAGACGGCGUGGACACUCCCAGCUCUCUGAACACUACGGCGCAUUUGGGACCACCAAAUAUUCUGGAUACCAUGACCGCUCCAGAGAUACCGCUAUUGCCCAGCUCCCAUCUAUCGCAGGACAAUUCCCAAAGCUACUCAUCAGCAUUUGAUGAAAUCUGGAAGGACUAUGUCGAGCUCGGGCCGAAUAUGGACGUGCCUGGAUGGGAUUCUCUCUUCUCGGAUCUCGAUUCGAGGUUCUGAACGAGGUUGCUUGCUGAAGGCUGGCUGGUGGAUUCAGAAUGUCCCCCUAAUACGGCAGAGCGGCGGCUCGGAGACACGCCCUGAACAUCCCCUUAAUGGAAGGGAGAUGGUUAUCAGGUUGAUUAAAUCAGAGGAUGGCCCCUGAAGCACCUCGUAGCUGACCUCUCUGAGCUGAUCGUGGUGUUGAAUGUAUUUGAACGUCGCAACUUUAUGUCAUCAAGCAGUAGUUAAAGCGGCGUGUGACACUCCGCAGGCUGUACUCCGAUGCGCGGUCACUACGACUCCAGCAAA